Messenger RNA from Clarias gariepinus (North African catfish), 1701 nucleotides. Its product is annotated as protein delta homolog 1. Gene Ontology annotation, biological process: heterophilic cell-cell adhesion; establishment or maintenance of epithelial cell apical/basal polarity. The coding region runs from base 259 to 1410 and encodes 383 amino acids. The record is from RefSeq and is a predicted model, not a curated record. The transcript has 5 exons. Lineage: Eukaryota; Metazoa; Chordata; Actinopteri; Siluriformes; Clariidae. Gene Ontology annotation, cellular component: protein-containing complex; plasma membrane. Gene Ontology annotation, molecular function: calcium ion binding.
AGAGUGUGUCUCCUCUCGUGUCCACUCCGGGGCUGUGAGUGUGUCUCCUCCUCCUCCACGCGCUCUGGUGUUCCAGUGUCGCGCGCACAGUUCGGACCGAACACAUCUGGAAGUGUCUUUAUCACAGUCUGCCAGAGGUUGUGUAUUGAGUGUGUAUUGAGUGUGUGUGUGUGUGUGUGUGUGUGUGUGAGGUGAGAGUGAACUUUGCGUAAUUGAGAUGCGCUUCAGGUGCAUAAGGACUUAAACCCAAACCCGAGGAUGUGUGUGUGUGGAUUCCUGGCGCUUUCCUGCUCGUUUCUGCUCAGCUUUGCUGCCCUCGGUGAAGCUGCAGAAUGUGACUCUGGGUGCAAUCUCAAUAAAGGGGUUUGUGACAGUGGAGAGUGCAGGUGCAACCCUGGCUGGCAGGGUACAACAUGUGAGCAGUGCGUUCCUUUGCCCGGCUGCGUUCAUGGAACAUGUGAAGAAGCCUGGCAGUGUGUGUGCGAGCAGGGCUGGGUGGGCAGCCAGUGUGACCGGGACAGCCGCCUGUGCUCAGCGAAGCCCUGUUCUGGCAAUUCGACCUGCGUUGAGACAGACGAGGGUGGAUAUCUCUGUAUCUGUCCUCCUGGAUACACAGGCAGAAACUGCCAGAUGAAGAAAGGGCAGUGUUUAAUAAACGGUUCUCCGUGUCAGAAUGGUGGAACCUGUGUGGAUAAUAACGGAUCUGACGCCCACACGUCUUGCCUGUGCGCUCCUGGAUUCACUGGAGAUUUCUGUGAGCUCGAUGCCGACGCUUGCGGGUCUAGCCCGUGUCUAAACGGUGGCACGUGCACUAAUCAUGGACUAGCCUACACAUGCAUUUGUCCUCCUGCUUACUCGGGUCCCAUCUGCAACAUCAGUCUGGCUUCAUGCUCUGGCAGCACCUGUAGCAACGGGGGUACCUGCUUAACCGAGACUGGCGGUGGAACCCGAUGCAUCUGUCCACGUGGUGUAACAGGACCUUCCUGUGACGUCCAAAUCCAUGAGUUUAAAACUAAAUCCAAGUUUAAAUCACCAAACCUAAGCCACCCUCCCCAGCAUCACAGCCUCCCUGCUCAUCCUUUCAACAAGCUCUUGAGACACCCUGAGCACGAGCUCCUCAAGAUCACCAUGAAAGAGACGACGCAUGACUCUAAUCCACUGGUCACACGUAGCCAGAUUAUUUGCUUUGCGAUUUUGGGUCUGCUCACCUGCCUGGUGGUCUUGGGUACCACAAGCAUCAUCUACUUCAAUCGCUGUGAGACGUGGCUGGCAAAUGCCAAGUAUAGCAAGCUUAUGCGUGAACAGAGAGACUUCCUCCUAAGAUCGAAUGACAACGAACACUCUGUGCAUAUCAUCCUGCCUGAGAAAAUCAAGCUGACCAAUUAUGGGAAGCACUACACAACCAUAUAACACCUGCAACACCAGACCCCUGUUCUUGGGUUUUUUUGAGCAACGAUUUUAUUGUUACUUUUAGGUUGUUAAAUAUCAAUAUUAAGUAAUUAGGGGUGACACAGUGGCAGGGUUAAGGGUUCAAUUCUGUCCUUGGUUCUGUGUGUUUGGAGUUUGCAUGUUCUCUUUGUGCUUGGUGGGUUUCCUUGGGUACCUCAGUUUCCUCCCACAGUCCGAAGACAUGCAGAGUCGGCUAAUUAGCAUUUUCAAAUUGCCCGUAAUGUGUGAAAGAGUGUGUGUGUGUGUGUGUGU